Molecule: messenger RNA, 1874 nt
Organism: Theobroma umbraticum
Lineage: Eukaryota; Viridiplantae; Streptophyta; Magnoliopsida; Malvales; Malvaceae
Source: RefSeq, a predicted model, not a curated record
AGAAGCGGUAACAAUGGACGCUUUCUCCUCCUCCCUCUCAAAACUCGCCCCUCCCACCGUCACACUACCCAAUUCCAGAACCAUUUCGACACACCCGGGACCAUCUCAUGCUCCUCACCGCAGCAUUUCCUCUGUUAGAAUGGAGAGUAAACCUCAAACUUCCACCACCACAACGAGUAAAACAAAGCCCCCGACUUCAAAUAUCCAAAUUCCAUCACUAACGGUCUCGUCAUCGAUUAGAGCAAAGAAAAAGGCAGAAACGACAGUAACGACAAGGAUAUUUGAUACAUUAAAUGACUUUAUCAACAACUCAGUGGACCCUCCUCUCCGCCCCGCAUUUGAUCCGAGGUUCGUGCUCUCAGGUAACUUUGCUCCAGUUGAUGAGCUUCCUCCAACAGAUUGUGAGGUGAUACAAGGAUCCCUUCCGUCAUGCCUAGACGGUGCGUACGUACGCAAUGGCCCCAAUCCACAGUACCAACCUCGUGGCCCUUACCACCUCUUUGACGGUGAUGGCAUGCUUCACUCCCUUAGAAUUUCCCAGGGCAGAGCCACUCUGUGCAGCCGUUUUGUCAAGACUUACAAGUAUACCACUGAGCAAAGCAUCGGCUCUCCGGUUGUUCCCAGUUUUUUCUCUAGUUUCAGCAGCAUGCCUGCUUGUCUGGCCCGUGGUGCGCUCUAUGCAGCUAGAGUUAUAAUUGGUCAUUACAAUCCUGCCAAGGGCAUUGGUCUUGCAAACACUAGUCUGGCCUUGUUCGGCAACCGUCUCUAUGCUCUUGGUGAGUCUGAUUUGCCAUAUGCUGUACGCUUGACCCCCAAUGGUGAUAUAGAGACAUUGGAUCGCCAUGAUUUUGACGGAAAACUGUUGGCCAACAUGACAGCUCAUCCCAAGAUAGACCCUGACAGUGGGGAGGCCUUUGCUUUCAGAUAUGGUCUCAUACGUCCAUUUCUAACUUACUUUAACUUCGACGCAGACGGAAACAAACACUCAGAUGUGCCCAUACUGUCUAUGGCCCGUCCAUCUUUCGUCCAUGAUUUUGCAAUUACAAAGAAUUAUGCCUUAUUUCCUGACAUACAAAUGGAAAUAAAGCCCAUGAAAAUGAUUUUAAAAGGAGGUUCUCCUAUGAUAUUAAAUCCGGCCAAAGUGCCAAGAAUUGGAGUCAUCCCUAGGUAUGCGAAUAAUGAUUCAGAAAUGAGAUGGUUUGAUAUGCCAGGGUUCAACCCCGUGCAUGUGGUGAAUGCUUGGGAAGAGGACGAUGGCAAUGCGAUAGUUAUGUUAGCACCAAAUAUAAUAUCAAUAGAACAUGCCCUGGAGAGAUUGGACCUUAUCCACGGUAUGAUGGAGAGAGUGAGAAUGGACCUAAAGACAGGGCUGGUAACAAGGCAGCCGAUCUCAUCAAGAAAUCUAGACUUUGCAGUGCUAAACCCAGCAUACUUAGCUAAAAAGAACAGGUACGUAUACUCUGGCGUAGGUGAGCCGCUGCCAAAAAUAUCAGGGGUAGUGAAGCUGGAUGUGUCCAAAGGAGAGUUCCAGGAGUGCACGGUGGGAAGCAGGAUGUACGGUCCAGGGUGCUACGGUGGGGAGCCCUUCUUUGUUGCCAAGGCACCGCAGAAUCCAGAGGCGGAGGAGGAUGAUGGGUUUUUGUUGACGUAUGUUCAUAAUGAAAACACAGGAGAAUCAAGAUUCUUGGUGAUGGAUGCAAAGUCACCCAAUCUUGACAUAGUGGCUACUGUGAAGCUACCCCAACGUAUCCCUUACGGCUUCCAUGGACUUUUUGUGAAGGAGAGUGAACUCAACAAAUUGUAGGGCGACCUUCUCUUCCAUUGCUUAAUUAAUUUGUUGUAUAUGUUGCAUUAUAAUUAAUAAUCUCCUUAUU